UAAUUCGUAUAGGCCACAGCCAAAAAUUGCAAAAUUCUAUUUAGAAAUGACAAUAAUCAGAGGGGGCUUUCGUAAUUUAAAGUAUGUUGAAGGACUCAUCUUUUUGAAAAAAUACCAGGUAAAGAAAAUGUAAAGCAAACCGGAAGCAGAGAUCGAAUCGGAGAAUCACGGAGACGCACACUGAGGGGGUGGAAUGACGAUGGACAGAGAGAGGGAGAGAGAGAUGGAACUGGAGAGUGCAAUGUACACCAAUUGCUUGUUACUUGGCUUGGACCCUAACAUAAUCGGCGGUGGGUCGAACAGCGGCAACCCACGCGUCGGGUUAUUCCGCCAUUCCAACCCGAAACUCGGCGAACAGCUUUUGUACUUCAUCUUGUCCUCUCUUCGGGGUCCAGUUCAAUCCGCCAAGGACUUCGAUAAGGUGUGGCCUAUAUUUGAUUCAGCUCAGUCUAGGGAUUUCCGGAAGGUUGUGCAAGGGAUUAUAAGUGAACUGGAAUCUCAAGGAGCGUUACCCAGGAGCAACUCGAGGGUUUCGUCCCUUGCAACUUGCUGUGGACCAAGAUUUGUCGAACUCUUGUGGCAACUUUCUCUACAUGCUUUGAGGGAAGUCCAUAGGCGAACAUUUCCAGCUGAUGUAGCAUCAAAUCCUCUGCCUGCUCCGCUGACCGAUGUAGCUUUCUCACAUGCAGCCACACUACUUCCUCUAACUAAGGCUAGAAUAGCUCUUGAAAGAAGGAAAUUUUUGAAAAAUGCCGAGACUGCAGUUCAAAGGCAGGCCUUAUGGUCCAAUUUGGCGCAUGACAUGACAGCAGAGUUUCGUGGUCUGUGUGCUGAAGAGGCUUAUCUGCAUCAAGAGCUUGAAAAACUACAUGAUUUGAGAAACAAAGUGAAAUUGGAAGGAGAUCUCUGGGAUGAGCUUGUAUCUAGCUCUAGUCAGAAUGCUCAUAUGGUCCAAAGAGCAACUCGCCUGUGGGAUUCUUUGUUAUCUCGCAAGAGUCAGCACGAGGUUCUUGCUUCUGGCCCAAUUGAGGAUCUUAUAGCUCAUCGUGAACACAGGUAUCGCAUCUCUGGUUCAUCUUUGCUUGCAGCGAUGGAUCAAAGUUCCUUAGUUCCAUCUACUAAUUUAGCUCCUCAAUACUUAGAUAAUGAGGAAACUGAAAGUUCACAAACUGAUGUAAACAAAGAGAGCAAAAGCAUGUCUGAAUGUUCUAUUACUUGUGGGAACGAAGAAAAGUUUUCUCGAGUGGAUGAAAGAAGCUCAAGAGGACAGCCUACUGUUGAUAUAGCAGAAGUCUUGCGGCGUUGGACCCAUGCCUUGCAGCGCAUUCAUAAGCAAUCACUUCAACUAGCCAAAGCUAAUGAUGGAGAUGGUCCAGAUCUCUUAAGAAGUGUACAUGAUGGUGGUACUAGCAGUCAUGCUGAAUCCUUAACUGAAACACUUGCUGAACACCGGCAGCAUCUAGACAGCAUACAGGUGCUCAUUAAUCAACUAAAGGAUGUUGCUCCAACUAUACGGAACUCAAUCUCAGAACUUACAGAUGAAGUGAAUAGCUUAUCACCUGAUCUCCCUCUUGUUAUGAAGCUUAGAGCCAAUUCGCCUAUUGAGGCACAGAGUAGUGGAAGAAUGUUGGAAAGUGGUAAUGAUGAGGUUGUUGAAAUGACCUCAAGACUGUCAUCCAUUCAGCUUGGAAAGGUAUCAGCUAGUCCCCCUACUUUAAAAUUGCCACCACUGUUUAGUUCGACCCCAAAUUCUUCUGGAAAAGGUGGAAACAUGCAAAAGCGACAGAGUGUGGCCCAAAUCAACUCAAUAGAGACCUGUAAGGAUAAGAACUCCCUGGAGAAGCCUCCACCAAACAGCCAUGUGGAUAGUCAACCUGUUGAAGAUAUUGUUUUUCUGCAAAACUUGAAGAGAUCUGUCAGAGAAGCUGCUCUUUCAUCUCAAUCAUGCAACUUAGAAUCAUCUCAAGAUGGUCGUUCUGAUGAUAACUUCGAGCACUUCUUUGCGCCGCUUUCUAGGAUUGGGUUCUCUGGUCUUGGCCAGGAUAACAAGCAUGAUAACAUGAAGAGUAGACAAUUAUGCGUGCCUCAAGCAGAGCCCUCCUUGCUCCAGAUCCAUGCUAAGGACAUCCAUCAUGAGAACAAGUAUAGUGGAGUAGCAGAUAUGUUAAAUGAUUUGGAAUCACUUGGCGAAUAUGAUGGUGUGAAUGGUUUCCUCUCUGCAGUUGAUUCAAAUUCCCCAGUUUCUGGUGCGUACGGGUCAUUUGUUGACAUUGAUGAAUCUCAGGAACAAGUUUUCUCACCUCCUUUGCUAAUGGAUGCAACAAUUUUGUCAGAUUCAUAUGAGGAUCUGCUAGCACCAUUAUCGGACACUGAAACGGCUUUAAUGGAGCAUUGAAAGUCUGGACAGGCUGUAUCUUCAAGAGAUUUUUAUUUUUGUGGAAAGCCUCUUACUGUUUCUGCACUGGGAUAUGCUACCAUGAUAUGGUGCUCGUAUGAUUCUGUCUAUCCUCUUAUCUUGCAUGCCUGUACUAAUCUUUUCAUGAACAAGGAGAUACUGGAAUUUCAGCUGUGAGAACUGUUUAUGGCAACAGUAAAGUGGCCAAGGAGAUUGAAUAUUCAAUUUCCGAGAAUGUGACUGUCGGUUUCUCAAAACCCUUUCUCAAUUUUGGUUUUCGGAAGCAAAAAAUGAGGUCUACCGACAUUAGGCAUAUUGUAAUGAUUUGAAGUGUAUGACAGGCAAGAGUUAAUCUUCCAAUGUGCCGUGUGCUUAUAAUUGUCAAGAUUCAUAACAGCACAUACAUUCAUACAUCACACUGAUGCACUGAUUGGUUCAUAAUUAUUUACAAUAUUGGAUUGUUGUUGAGAGAGCAAUAAUAGAAACUCAAUGAGUUGAAAAUUUGCUUCCA
Messenger RNA from Sesamum indicum (sesame), 2906 nucleotides. Its product is annotated as AUGMIN subunit 6. Gene Ontology annotation, biological process: spindle assembly. Gene Ontology annotation, cellular component: mitotic spindle microtubule; HAUS complex. Gene Ontology annotation, molecular function: microtubule binding. The record is from RefSeq and is a predicted model, not a curated record. Lineage: Eukaryota; Viridiplantae; Streptophyta; Magnoliopsida; Lamiales; Pedaliaceae.